This is a messenger RNA of Tripterygium wilfordii, 1062 nucleotides long. RefSeq names its product adenylate kinase 4-like. Gene Ontology annotation, biological process: nucleobase-containing compound metabolic process. The transcript has 6 exons. Lineage: Eukaryota; Viridiplantae; Streptophyta; Magnoliopsida; Celastrales; Celastraceae. The record is from RefSeq and is a predicted model, not a curated record. Gene Ontology annotation, molecular function: AMP kinase activity; ATP binding. Bases 96 to 833 code for a protein of 245 amino acids. Gene Ontology annotation, cellular component: mitochondrion; cytoplasm.
GCCAUCCCAGUACUCCUAUAAAACCUCUUUCACUUUUUGGUUUUUCACGCAAAGUAUUGGUCCCUUCGGUAUUGCGACCCGAGAGAGAGAGAGCGAUGGCGAGUUCUUCCGUGGCAUUGGAGGAUGUGCCUUCCGUUGAUAUGAUGACCGAGCUCCUUCGCCGGUUCAAGUGCUCCUCCAAGCCCGAUAAGCGUCUCGUUCUCAUCGGUCCACCUGGUUCGGGAAAGGGUACACAGUCACCUAUUAUCAAGGAUGAUUACUGUCUGUGUCAUCUGGCCACCGGUGAUAUGCUGCGAGGGGCCGUUGCUGCCAAAACUCCUCUUGGGAUUAAAGCUAAAGAAGCCAUGGAUAAGGGAGAACUUGUUUCUGAUGAUUUGGUUGUUGGAAUAAUUGAUGAAGCAAUGAAGAAGCCUUCAUGUGAAAAAGGCUUUAUUCUGGAUGGUUUUCCGAGGACCGUGGUCCAAGCUGAGAAGCUUGAUGAGAUGCUUGGAAAGCAGGGAACAAAAAUUGAUAAGGUGCUCAAUUUUGCAGUUGAUGAUUCAAUAUUGGAGGAAAGGAUCACUGGCCGUUGGAUUCACCCUUCUAGUGGCCGAUCCUACCAUACUAAAUUUGCACCUCCCAAGGUUCCUGGAGUUGAUGAUGUCACUGGAGACCCUUUGAUUCAACGAAAGGAUGAUACCCCAGAAGUCCUCAAGUCAAGACUGGAUGCAUUUCACAAGCAGACAGAACCUGUUAUCGAUUAUUAUGCCAAAAAGGGUGUUCUUGCAAACCUCCCUGCAGAGAAACCGCCAAAGGAAGUCACGACCGAGGUCCAGAAGGUUCUAUCUUCGUAAGAUGCGGCAAACUGAGAUUGUUUUUCUUGCAUUUGUUCCCACAAACUAUCACAUGAGCUAAUGUACUCCUACAAAUGCUCUUAGACUGAGCUCCUUUUUGUUUUGUUUCCAAUGCGUUCAAUUUUCCCAAGUAAUAAAGUGGUGAUAUUUUUGUGGUUUUACUUGGAUAUCUAUUUCUGGGUGAAGAUGAGACUGAUUCGUAUAAUUCAAACACUGCAUUACAUUUCUA